GCCCGGCUCGGCGGGGCGCGCCCGCGGGGCCAUGAGGGCGGGCUCCGGCCAUGGCCCAUGGCAGCGCGGCGGUCAUGCUGAAGUGCGUGGUGGUGGGGGACGGCGCCGUGGGCAAGACGUGCCUGCUGAUGAGCUACGCCAACGACGCCUUCCCCGAGGAGUACGUGCCCACCGUCUUCGACCACUACGCAGUCAGCGUUACCGUCGGGGGCAAGCAGUACCUGCUGGGGCUGUACGACACCGCCGGCCAGGAAGACUAUGAUCGUCUGAGACCUUUAUCUUACCCUAUGACCGAUGUCUUCCUUAUCUGCUUCUCAGUGGUAAACCCUGCUUCAUUUCAAAAUGUGAAAGAAGAGUGGGUACCGGAGUUGAAGGAAUAUGCACCUAAUGUUCCCUUUUUACUAGUAGGAACACAGAUUGAUCUCCGUGAUGACCCAAAAACUCUGGCAAGACUGAAUGAUAUGAAAGAGAAGCCCGUAUCUGUGGAGCAAGGACAGAAGUUAGCAAAAGAGAUAGGAGCCUACUGUUAUGUGGAGUGUUCAGCUUUAACACAGAAAGGACUGAAGACUGUUUUUGAUGAAGCUAUUAUAGCCAUUCUAACUCCAAAGAAACACACAGUGAAGAAGAGAAUAGGCUCAAGAUGCAUAAACUGCUGUUUGAUCACGUGAGAGACAUUUGACAAUGGCCAGGCUUACUGUGAAAUUCUACUGAUUUUAAAUACAAUGCAUUAAGUACAUAGUGAAUUUGUUCCAGGUUUGAAAGUUAAACCUACAUUUCUGCCUUCUACAACCAGUGAAAUCCAGAGGAAUAAAAUCAAACUCAACAAACUUGUAAUAAGAAGCCACCACAUCUGCUACAAAUAUUUUAUUCAGACUGGAAGGUACAAUCUCUCAGGGUUACACAGUCUAGAGGAAGCAAAAACUGCACCAUGCUGAAACAGCAUCUAUGUGAUUUUACUGAGUGGAGAUGCUUGGCCUGAAAUACUUUAACUGAAUAUGGACAGUCUCCUGCUUUGACUAUAUAUAUAUAUAUAUAUCUAUCUUAAAAAACCCCAACUUUUGCACAGUCUGUAUGGAAUCUGCACAAAGAAAUACCUUGUCUCUUUUUGCUCCAGUUAUCUGCUUUUGUAUGUAAGCUGCUUCCGGUUCCAGUGUAUCCACAGAGGUGCAAUAAUCAGACCAGCCAUAUAGCCAAAGGUAGCUCCGAGGGAACAGGAAAUGGGCCAUACCUGUGGGGAGGAUGCAAGGUAAAAGCAGACAAUGAGGAAAAUGUCUGUGGUUUUUUGUACUUCAUGAGCACAAAGUCUAGGUACUGAAAGACAGUAGUCUUAUUCUACUUUAAAGCUUGAUGUGCUUUCCUAAAAAUGCCAAAAGCAUAACAAUCAUCUUCAUGAACACUAAAUGCUGUUGUACAGUUUUUAGUUAAUAUCCAUUAAAAUGUAAGCAGGCUUCUGGCUAUUGCAGAUUUUAGUUUGCUAGUCCAAAAACUAUGUGGAAAGAAACACCCCUUAGAACUAUCUAUAUCCCCUGAAGCAUUCAGCUGACCUAACUUCCUACUCUGCUGUACACAGUUGGAUACCUACAGACUUCUCAGCAAUUUCUCCUUUCAAUCUCUUAUGGUGUUUUGAAACUUUCAGGUGUGUAUAGAGGAAUUAGGAUUCAAAUAAGGUCAGAGACUGAGAUAGAUAGAGGUUUGUUGGCUUUUUUUUCUUGAAAAGUAUAUGAAAGGAUAAAUUUGCCUCUGGUUAGCAGCAGGGAGGGAACACAAAUUUGGAAGCUGACUGACCAUCUUGCACCCAGAUCAUCAAACUUGUAGUAAGCCAGUUAUGUGAAUGAGAGAGCUUUAAUUAUAUGCUCUAUUUUCUAUUAUAAGAAAAGGAAGCCAACUCAAUAGAUCUCACUCUCUUUAACAAACCAUCUUGUAUUGAGCCGGCGUAGUAAUGGAAUUCUUCCCUGCUCUUUUUUUUUAAAUUGGUAUUGAUUUGCAGGGAGUGGCCGAACCAAGACUUGUUUGUCAUCAGAUGUAGCUUAUAGUACCAGUCCAUUACAUACUGCAUUUGAUGAAAGUCUCAACUAAGGUGGUAAUUAAUUUAUUUAUUUUAGAAUAAAUACAAUUCCCAGGCCUCUUUAAAAUUUUCUUUUCUUUUUUUUUUUUUUUUUCCCAAGGACAAGUUUGCAGUUCCUACUGUACACUGCAUAUUCCUAAAGCAAGUAUGGACUGGACUCUACUAUUCUUUUGUUUUUUAAAUUAAAGGGGAUAUUACCCCUCCCUCCCAUAGCAGUUGAGACUGAGAAAUGCACUAGUCAAUAGAGGAAAUAUCCCAAUCUCCAGCCUUCUUUUUUACUUCACUUUGACUUGCAAUUCAUGAAUAUCAAAUGAACUUACUCUUAAUGGUACUGGUUCCUCCUUUCAUUCAUUUUCCUAGCUCUGAUUCUUCUCUUUACUUCAUUAUCACUUAAAGGAAUAUAUUUAUUCACAUCCUUUGAUCAUAGGAAUUUUAACUACGAGUAAGAGUAAUGUACUUUGUCUUCUGCCCUUUCAUCUUCAAUCUCCUCAGUUGUUUCAUCUUCACAUUCCUUAGCAUUUACAGCUUUAUAUGUUAUUUGGAGGUCUUAAGGAGUGUAGCAAAGAUGAUUAUUAAACAAGGUGCCUUAGGUACUCUUUAUUGACCUUGUUUCAUUCUUUCACUUUCAUACAUUCUGUCUCUGCUGCUUGUUUUGGUUGCUGAGUAUUUCAGCAGUUGCCUCUCAAGCCAAAGAUUUGCUUGUUUUCAUUCAUUUACUGUGUAUGGUAGGUCAUCUAUAAAAAGCCUUGAGAGGCUUUGGUAUGGUAAGUACUACAUGUAUUUGAAACUCACAUAAGUUUGUGGCCUUGGCUAAACUUACACUUCAGGUGGAUCUUUUCAACUUUUAAACAAAAUGUAAUUAUUUCUAGCAUUUUGCAUAUUACACAUGUCUAAAGGACAAAACAAUAAAGUCCCUGAAACCCUUCUGCUCACUCAGUAAUGUUCAGAUGGCAAGUCGUACUUUUUUAUCCACUGAUGAAGUCAAAUACCAAUAUUCAGAAAACUAUGGACAAAGGCUUCUUAACACAGUGGUGCUUUUAUAUCAAAUUUUCUGAGUGAUCAAUGAUCAAUCCUUCAUUAAUUUUUUACCUACAUUAGGUGAAUUUGUAGUUGCCUAUUUGCUUUCCAAAACUAUAGGUAGAUUAUGGACUCUGAAUUGAUCAUAUUCCCCUAACUAGACAGUGAAUAUCCCUGAUGACCCAAUGACCCUGUAUAUUGUGCUAUUUUGUGUAUAGUGGGUGAUUAUUGGUAUGAUUAAAAAGAUCUCGGAUGAUUGUUGUAGCCUCUUUCACCUGACUGAACUGCAACUUGAGACAUGUUUUUUCAAUAGCUAUGUCACUUUUAAUAUUAAUUAUGCCUCUGUCUGUCUUCUAAAAUGUUCAAUUUUUGCUUUGGUUUUUAGAAGUCAGUGUUACCUUACAUAAGUUUCAGGCUCUCUCUCUUAACAGUUGAAACUGUGACCUCUGAACACUCACAAAUGGCAAGUGGAAAAGAUAGGGAACAAAGGGAAGAAAACACAAAACAUGCCAUCUCCCCAUCUAUGAGUAAGACAGAAAGAGACACCACCUCAUCCCUUCUAGUGGCAUGGAACAGAGGGGUACCAGGCCAGGCACUUUUUCUUACUGUGCUGCUUGGACAGGCCUUAGUAGUUCUGAGGGCAUUUUGGCCUUUUGAGAACUCCCUAAGCACAGCAGUUAAAAGGCUGAACUUAAAAGUGUUGCUGUCCUUCUGCCAUUUUCUCUAACCCUUAAGACCCGGCAAAAUCCCCUAACAAACAAGUAGUAACACCAGUUUUGCACUUUUUAUUCUUGACUGAUGGCUUUUAGGCUACAAAUAGCCCGAGGCACCCAUGGGUAUAUCUAAAGCAGCAAGUUAUCAAAGACAGAUUAAGAUAUGGCUCUUAAGCACAUCAGCUGCACUAAAAUAACACCACUUUCACAUGCUUUUGAUUGUCUACGAAAAUGGGUUGCUUCUUCCUGUAGAAGUGGGUUGCUUUAUUUUGUAUUAGCUGCUGGCCUCAUUUUUCUGAGACCCAAUCACUUUCUUCUGGACCUUUUUAAAUGACUUUGACUUACUCAAUUGGCCUGCUUUUGCCCCAUCUUUCAUAGUAUCUCAAACUUGGUUUAAAGUCCUUGACUUGGUAUGAACUGCCUGUAAGUGACAGAAAUCUAAGCAGCAAAUAUCUCUCUGCCUGUUUCAGAGAUUCCAUUCUGGUUGCUUAAAAUAUGCAACUUGUAAUACACCCCUCCCAUCCCCUGAGAACUUUUCAGCUCAGUUCCUCCUACAUCGUGCUCCCUUCUGCCUUGAGGAAGCUGACAUAUCCUGCCCCAGUACUGAUGUCAUGUCUGGGCAGGGUCAGCAGCAGGGGAAUAAGAUGUUAGGCCACAUGGCCUAGCUGCACUUUUGCUGAGGGGAAAAAAGGCUGAUCAGGAGAGAAAAGUGUGGGGAGCGCAGGAGAUAGAACAGAACAUUUUUCAUGAAACUGUCAUGAAAUGCCUUAUCUGUCUUAGCAGCUGGGAAGCAUCAGCUACCAUUCUCACAGCCUAACACAAGAAGAAUCAGUUUACAUAUCAAAUGCAUGAUGAAAAGGGCAAUUGUAACAACCUGUAGAUGACUACUAGGAACCUGAACAGCAGCUUGGCAAAAACAAAUCUUAACAAGAACAAAAAAUGCAUUUUAAUGGACAGAGCAUGAGCCAGUGUUAAAUGCAAAAUGAUUCUGACUUCCACUAUUCAUUUAAAUUUUCUUUUUGCCUUUUCAUCUGGCAGCAGUGCUGGACUUCAGGAAUUUCUUUAGGCUAGCUUAACAGACACUGCAGAACUGCAAGGUUUUUAGUAUAUAUUAGAACUAAUUUUAAGAAUAAUGACUCAAAAUAGGAAUUGCCAACCUUUCAGGACACAAAUGAGCUAGCUUUCCUCAGUGCUCUUUAGAACACCUAAGAUUCUAAGACGUGAGAAUGCUUAGCAUAUUGCAUGGAAAGCAGAGCAUGUUGCAGGAUCCCAGCAAGGUAUCUAGCUCUGCUGUACUGUGCAUGUAGCUAGCUAAACCAGAAUUCUGACUGAAUGACAGUUGUGUCAUCUAUUAUGAGUCUUGCAUCCCAUGCAAAGGAAUUACAUAGAUAUUGAUAAGGACAUAAGGGACAGAUUCUUAUAGACCAGAGGAGCAACACAGAGUUUUAAAAAUAUUACGAAGUAAGCAGCUGCCUGUUGGAACUUUCAUUAUACAAAUGCAAAUACAGUGGGGCAAUCUACUGUACUUACUUUGCAGUAAUCUUAAGAGUGUUUUUCUCAUAUUCCUAAACACGAUUUUUUGUAUGCUUACUGUUUCAAAAGACUGAUUUCUGACUGUCAAUUAGAAGGCUAUGUAAUUAUUUUUGUUUCAUUUUAAAACUGAAUAAAUGAGCACAAUUAUUUUCCCUCCCUGUUUCUAACAUGCCUUAAAUUCCUGAUUGUUUAGUCUGUACUGUCUUAAAAACUUCAGUACAUGCCUUUAAUCUAUUUUGGUUGCAUGCACAUAUUAACUACAAGUGUCUUAUCACAUUGUACAGAAUGUGUGUGUUGACAAGCACACACCAAGAAGAAAGUGUGAGGCUUUUUUCAGGCUGGCAUUUGUAACUAGAAGUUAUUUCAUGGAUUUGUGUUCUAAAGUUAUAGCAAGCAUAACAGCCUUUGAUCUCGCCAUUAAAGUUUACAUUGAGAAAACACAUUAUUAAAUAAAAAAUGAUAACCACACUAAAGUGGAAUAAGCUUCUACCUCUGUUUAAAACAACUCCAACUGCGUAUUAUCCCUUCUUCUCAUAUUAAGCAACUUCUCUUAUAACAAAACUUUCACAGUAGGUAGUAGAUCCAAAAAGGAAUACAAGAAGGAAUCUCUCUGAGCUGUGUUAAGAAGAACCAAAGUAAAGUGAAAGUUUAUAGUCCCAUUCCAGCUUACUUGAGUAAGCACCAAGAACUGUACCCAAGAUUCUGUGGAUUAUUUUUCAGGCUACAAAUGUCUGAGAAGUAUCUAAGGCUAAUAUUUACAGUCAUAUUGGCUGAAUUACGUGGCAGUCAGUCAACUCAGGUGAGCUAUAUCAGCACUACUUAUUAUGCUUGCAGUAUCCACUAUGAAGUAGGAAUAUAGCAAUUUUUCUUCUACCUAAUGAUAACAUUGUAAGCAGAAUAUUGUUUCAAAGUCACUUUUUACCACUAAUAACAGGUAUUACAGAUCAAAAUUAUGCUACCAAUAAACCCCGAAUGUAUGGGAGGGCAUGCACAUAACAAACACAGAGACUUGAUUUAAAAGUCUGUUAUCAAAAUAUGCAAUAAACCCAGGAAUUCCCCAGUGAGCUAAAUCCAGUCAAUGGCAAAUGCUUUGUCUGGAAUAAUAGUUCCACCACAUAUAAAGUGUGCUGAUAAAGCUGUGCUCUUCACUAUACCAUGUUGUUCUGCAACUAGUUUCCUCAAGCUGAGUCGAGAAAGGAUGUGCCUAGUAACUCCUACAUCAUCCCCUUCCUUCUGUUUCAGUGGUGGUGUGUUCUAAGGUUCCACUUCUCAGUGACACACGCAGCCAGGAUCCUCAUCACAUGUGGUUAUUAAAAGCACACCAUCAGCUUGAAACAGGCAAUCUGGAAAAACUAAGCAACUGUAACAAAGGAAGUUAUUUUCUAUUUCUUUGUAGAACUGUCCUAGCUAACUGUAACCCUUACAUACCCAUUGUGCUUCAGCAGCCUAGAGGCAUCUGAGAUGGAUGUACAACUCUAAAUUGUCUAGAAUACCCUUAUUUAAAUAAUCACAACUAAGUGUUGCAAACUGUUUUAAAAAUUGCUGAAAAAUGAGAUAAUCUCAAAACACUGGCAAAAUUGGUCUUAACAGUCUAACUGAAACAUGCCUGGCAGAACAAGUCCUGGAAAGUUUGUUGUUUUGGUUUUUUUUGUUUUUGUUUUUAAUACAGAAAUGUAACUACUGUAGUGUCUAACCUGCAUUCCUGCCUGUAAGGAAUUAUCUUUACCUUUGUCUGAGAUAAGCUGAAUUCUAUAGACCUACAACCAGGAAUAAUAACAGACUAGGCCUCCCUGACCAACUGUUUUGCAUAGUUACAAAAUUUUUCUUAAAGGUAGCAGAGGAGUAACAUACAUGGCAUGCUUGAAAGUUGCUUUAAGAACAACAGAAUAAUGAAAAAAAUCAUAGGACACAAACGAACUUUCAGCCAUAAAUUUUAUACUUCUAACAGAAAUGCUUUAUAUAUUUUUCAUCUCCAUUCUCAAACAUUAUUCAGAAAAUUAAUGUUUAUUUCUGAAACAAUAUUCUGUUCCAGCUAAGUAAUAUUUACUUAGCAUAGAAGUUGUUGUAUGCUUAAAAAAAUGCAAUUAACAUUAUUUUUAAAGGUAGAGAGGCACACUAAUCUGAAUAUCCCCUGUAUGCAAUAUUUUUCAAACAAAAACAUGGAAAAUAAAGUGAAGAUUUUCUGAGA
Pyrgilauda ruficollis (rufous-necked snowfinch) is the source of this 7516-nucleotide messenger RNA. RefSeq names its product ras homolog family member Q (gene RHOQ). The transcript has 5 exons. Gene Ontology annotation, molecular function: GTP binding; GTPase activity. NCBI's taxonomy places the organism in Eukaryota, Metazoa, Chordata, Aves, Passeriformes, Passeridae. Gene Ontology annotation, biological process: cortical actin cytoskeleton organization; small GTPase-mediated signal transduction. The record is from RefSeq and is a predicted model, not a curated record. The coding region runs from base 51 to 668 and encodes 205 amino acids.